AUCUGGUGGCAUCCCCUUCAGUCCUGCACUGGGGCCUGGCACUGGCCUGCCCCACCCUAUAGCCCAGCCCAGCCCCCUCAGGGUAGGCCAGGCUGGUGGGAGAGGGUGGGGUGCAUUUACAUUUUCAGGUCUUUCCAGGCCUUGGCCAGCCUCUCAGCCUGACUAACCGGCUCCUCCAGGCUCAAGGUGCUGGGGCGGGGGUGGGGCAGGAGGUAGCCAGAUCAGCCCCAGGCUGCGGAUGUGGAAGAAAGCUGAGCUCGGGUGGCCAUCAUGGGGCUCCCCCAGAGGCAGCCUGGCCCAUCGGUCCUGCUCCUCCUCGUGGGGGCACUGGUCUGGCCCCCAUCCUGUAUGAGCCUGGAGCUGAUCCCCUACACGCCGCAGAUAACAGCCUGGGACCUGGAAGGAAAGGUCACAGCCACCACAUUCUCCCUGGAGCAGCCUCGCUGUGUCCUGGAUGGGCAUGCCAGCGUUGCCAACACCAUCUGGCUGGUGGUGGCCUUCAGCAAUGCCUCCAGGGACUUCCAGAACCCGCAGACACGAGCUGAGAUCCCAGCCUUCCCACGGCUGCUGACUGAUGGCCACUAUAUGACGCUGCCCCUAUCCCUGGACCAGCUGCCCUGUGAGGACCCCAAGGGUGGCAACAGGGACGUCCCCCUGCUGCGGGUUGGCAGUGACCCCGGCUGCCUUGCUGACCUCCACCAGCCGCCCUACUGCAACAGCCCCCUCCCCAGCCCUGGACCUUACAGAGUGAAGUUCCUCCUGAUGGACGCCAGGGGCUCACCCCUGGCCGAGACCAGGUGGUCCGACCCCAUUGCUCUCCACCAAGGUAGCCCUGGGGGAGGGGGGUGCUCCGGCUCCAGUCUACCCCUGUGGACUCAUCACCCCUCUGCCAAAUGGUCAUGCUCAGCCGUCCUCUCCCCCUGCUGCCAUGAGACUGGGGGCCUGGAGGCACUGUGUCCAAGUCCAGCCCCUCCCCCAAACAGAAGCUCGUGCUGGGGAGGUGGGGCACCGGGUCAGCCUCAUCGGCUCUGUCCAUGCCCAAAUGUUGGUCACCCCUCAGCUGCCCAGGUCCCAGCCCAGUUGUGGGCAGGGCGGUGGGGGGUGCACAUUGGCAGGAACAGCCUAGAAGGUGAGACCAAGGGGCUGGAGCCAUAGGUGAUACAGGAGGGCAGGGCCCAGAUGCCCGGCUGAGAUGAACAGGUGGGUGGACUCAGGAGGCUGUCAGGCCUUGAGUGUGCGCCUGGGUGGGGACGUGACUGCCCUGGGGUCCAGGGGCAGCCUCUGAGCAGCUGCUGUGUGCAGGGAAGGCGCCAGCCUCCAUCGACACGUGGCCAGGGCGGCGCAGUGGUGACAUGAUCAUCAUCACCUCCAUCCUCUGCUCU
This is a messenger RNA of Leptonychotes weddellii (Weddell seal), 1382 nucleotides long. RefSeq names its product uroplakin 3B (gene UPK3B). NCBI's taxonomy places the organism in Eukaryota, Metazoa, Chordata, Mammalia, Carnivora, Phocidae. Gene Ontology annotation, cellular component: membrane. The record is from RefSeq and is a predicted model, not a curated record.